This is a messenger RNA of Plodia interpunctella (Indianmeal moth), 2447 nucleotides long. RefSeq lists its product as uncharacterized. The record is from RefSeq and is a predicted model, not a curated record. Bases 159 to 686 code for a protein of 175 amino acids. NCBI's taxonomy places the organism in Eukaryota, Metazoa, Arthropoda, Insecta, Lepidoptera, Pyralidae. The transcript has 7 exons.
AGCGACGCUCAGUGUUCGUCCGGCAUCGCUCGAGAGCGCACGUCCGGUGCUUCCCUGAAAUAAACAAAUCCAUAUGUGAUACACGUAACUAGAUAAACUUUUGUAUAGUAUGCAAUGUGAACUGAACUUCUUUCACGAAUUAACGCAUCGGAUCAAAGAUGAAGUCGUGGACCGCCCACGACCAGGACACGACGCUGUCGUGUUGUCGCACUCUGCAUGUCAAGCAUGCGGCGUAUGCCAGCGCACUUUAUACAUUGAAUAUAUCAAUAUUAGUGGUGCUGUUGUACAGUUGGAGGAUCGGAGUCAACGCUAAGAGAUACAAGGAGUUGGACGAUGUAUAUUAUGGUGUACAGAUAGCAUAUUUUGCAAUAAUAGGAACACAAAUGUUUAUGAUUGUCCUGAGCAUAUUCCUGUUCUACGGAAUUUAUAAAGAAAAUAUCGCAUUCUUGGUUCCGUGGGUGGUCGGCUGCAUGACAUUCAUGGCUCUCGAGGCCAUGGCCAUGGUGUACUCCAACAUUCUCAGAGACCAUAUUAACAAGCAAUUCGACGCUAUGUGUAAAGCGGAGAUAUCUUUCUUAAUACCAAGGAUAUUCUUGAAUUGUCUAUGCAUAUGGUGCGUGCUUCGACUAUACCAUCUCCUCCGCGCCGGAGUGACGUGGAAGGGCGCGGCUGCCAUCGAGCUGUGACUACUGCCACCCGGCCAACUGCCUGACGCCAAGCAAGCGCCGUGCGAGUCCUCACUGCUGCUCGGCAACGCUGAGAGUGACACUGACGCCAGUCUGCAUUCCCUAUGACGCCGUGUCAAAUGUUUAUAAGAUCAUGUGGCUUUUGCUCUCGUCUGUAGAGUUGGCAUGAGAUUUUGUGGGAACGUAAUCGAAUACAGCGCCAAAAUGUGUAUGGAAACAGUGCUUCUGUCAAGGGAAUUAUAGAUUUUUCCAUAUAUAUUUUCACGUAGUCGAUACUCUUAACUAACACCACAGUUCAGGCAGGUCUUUUGCUAUAAUUUGAUUGUAUAUGUGGCUCAGUGAUCGCUUCCAAAGUUUUAUUCAAAGUGUUAGUUUGGGCGUGGUAAAUUUAAUUGGCUACCUGUGUUGGCUACCUAGACAAGGACGUGGCAUUACAUUUAAUUUUUUUUUCAGACGUGACAUUGAAUUGUCAAUAAAGGGUGAACUGGAAAUGGCGUCAUUAUAGACAAAAUCUCUUAAAAUUAUUAAUUUGUUAUUGGCAAAAUAUGAGCAAUAUGAGCAUAGUAUAUUUUUGCAAGCAAAGCUACAUCUAAAUGAAGUUAUUAGAUUUAUGGACAUAUGGAGUUGGUCAUUGGGUGGUCACAAAUGUUGUAUCAUAACUCUUCCAUGGCGUAUUUAAGGUAUGAGUAAAAUGAACAUUAUUGUUUAAUAUUAGAUAAGUGUAUUUAUUUCGGCGAAAAUCGAUCAAGUGUAAGACAAUGAGGGAUGGUAUCGUUUUUCAUUAAUCUCAGAUAUUGUUUUUGUUGGCUCUGUAUUUUUUGUUAUUUAUGGAUUCUGGUUGAAAAACAUAGAAAAAUAAGCUAUUUCACAUUUUCUAACUGCUGUGAUAUCUUCUUUUGUUUCAAAUCGUUAGUUAAAGCAAAGUGAACGACUUGGAUUUUAAUGUAUGGAUGGGUUUGGCAAAAUCCCGAAAGAGAUUAUAUAAAAUGCAAAUAAAAAGAUAUUGAAAAACAAAAUAUUCAAGAUGGCUCCAGGGAUAAGCCUUAGCUCAAGGUUGAGAUUGUUUAGUUUGGAAGUAUAAAAAAGUAUAUACUUUUUGAUUUCGAUAUUCUAAAAAAAAAAUGAUUUUUAUCAUGAAAAGUUGAAAUACAUGAGAUCAAAAAUAUUUUACAAUGAUUUUACUUUUUGGUAUUACUUAAUUGAAAAAUGUAUAAUUCUUUUCAUUAUUUGUUAAAACAUAAAUAUACGUAUGUUUAUGUUUUAAUUAACAUAUACGUUGAAAACAACGAAAAUAAUACAUAGUGAAAUAAAAAUAGCGGUUUUCGUUUCAAUAAUAAACAAAAUAGAUAUACAUACUUUAAAAGGUAUUUGCAUGAUUCAAAAUUAUACAGUAUUUGUAAAUAUUUAAACAUAUAUUUGUAUAGAAAACUGUAUAAAAGCUGUAUAUAAAAUACGUUAACGCUUAAAAAUUUUAAUGUACUCAAAUAAAUAAAAGUAAUAUUGUUACCGAGACAAUAUAUUAAAUAGACUUUUAAGAAAACCUAAAGGGAAAAUUUACAUUAAUUAUCUGAAAAUAGAACAUUAUUUAGUUGGAACUCUAACGAGUGAAUUUUCAAAUAGUUCUCCACGCAUCAUUUUCGGUCCAACUUGUAUAUGUCGAAGUUGCAAUAUAAUUGUAUAUAUGUAAGAGUAUAAAAUAUGUUAAUAACAGAUUCCAAUAUUGAUUAAGUAAACGUAUAAUAAAUUGAAUGUUGAUAUCUU